Molecule: messenger RNA, 1194 nt
Organism: Sparassis crispa
Lineage: Eukaryota; Fungi; Basidiomycota; Agaricomycetes; Polyporales; Sparassidaceae
Product: putative AC9 transposase
Exons: 8
Coding region: 1-1194 (397 amino acids)
Source: RefSeq, a predicted model, not a curated record
AUGCUUCAGGAGUUCGAUGGUGAACUGAAUUUUGCCACUGAUGCGUGGACGUUGCCAAACAAUAAGGCCAUCAUGCUGUUCAUGGUGCACCUGCACCACAAGGGUGUGCCCCUGCGUAUGGUUCUCAAUGUCGUGGAGGUGGCAGAGUCCCAUAGCAGUGUUAACUUGGCUGUCACAUUUGCGAAGAUGACGGAGGAUUUCAAUAUCACUAUGAAGUUGCUUGGAGUGACAGCCGACAAUGCCACAUCGAACGACAUUAUGAUUGAUGAGCUUGUGAAGCUCAUUGAUUCAUUCAAAGGCCAGGCAAACAGGUCGCACUGCUUCGACCACAUUAUAAACCUUGUCGCGAAGACGCUGUUGCGCCAGUUUGAUGUGGUGCCCAGGAAGGCCACAGCCACUCUUGAUGAAGCUGAAAAAGUGCUGCUCGAGCUUGCCAAAGACUUGGAAGUGGAUGUCAAUGAAGAAGAUGCGGGCGAAGAAGAUGCCAAUGAUCUGGAUGGAUGGCAGGAUGAUGUCCACCCUGUGAAGCUCGUGCUCAUCAAGCUGCGGAAGAUCGCGAAUGCCAUCAUACACUCAUCGACCAAGCUGUUGCCAGCUUGGUUGAAGGUGCUCGCCGAGUUGGACCUGCCGGAAAGGAAUAUGCCACGAGAUGCUGCCACGCGAUGGAAUUACACCUUCAGGAUGUUGCAAUUCAUGCUAGAGUACCGGAAGGCAAUCAACGAGAUGACGAAGGACAGGUCCAGGGAGUUGUGCAAGUAUGAGCUGAGUGACGAGGAGUGGCGGAUCACUGAGCAGCUGCAUGACGUUCUCAAGCCAUGCAUUCGCGCUGCAAUUGGCCUCACGAAGAAGACACUGAACUGUUACUACAGCAAGACGGACCACUCGAGCGUGUAUCGUAUUGCGAUGGUCCUCCAUCCCACUCACAAGCUCGACUACUUCAAGCAUGCUGGGUGGGAGCAGCAGUGGAUCGACAUGGCAGAGGAACUCGUUCGUGACGAGUUCAAAUACACAUAUGCCCAUGGUGGACCAGAUGCCACCUCCAAUGAUGCGCAUGAGCCAGUUCUCAAGAAUCCGUCGGUGAACAUGUUCGACAACUUGCUCAAGCGCCACGCCCCCGAUGCUCAACCUGAUUAUGAUAAAAUCAUGCGCUACCUUGCCAUGCUGACAGAGGACAUUGAUGAUGCCCUGGGUUGA